This is a messenger RNA of Plodia interpunctella (Indianmeal moth), 2983 nucleotides long. RefSeq names its product T-box transcription factor TBX20-like (gene mid). Gene Ontology annotation, molecular function: RNA polymerase II cis-regulatory region sequence-specific DNA binding; DNA-binding transcription factor activity, RNA polymerase II-specific. The coding region runs from base 275 to 1579 and encodes 434 amino acids. The transcript has 6 exons. NCBI's taxonomy places the organism in Eukaryota, Metazoa, Arthropoda, Insecta, Lepidoptera, Pyralidae. Gene Ontology annotation, cellular component: nucleus. The record is from RefSeq and is a predicted model, not a curated record. Gene Ontology annotation, biological process: heart development; regulation of transcription by RNA polymerase II; cell fate specification.
CGCCGAACUGUUUUCGCUCGUGUGCAACACUCGAUAAUUUUACUAUGGACACGCGUACAACGAUAAUUUCCCUGCAUCGCGAAAGAAAAUUGUUGUGAUUUUUAUGUCGUUUUUGAGUGAUUAUGUUAUAUUUAUUUCGGAUUAGCAGGCGAAGAUUUUUCUAAAUUGGUAUAGUUCAUUAAAAUUUCGGUGAUAUGUCAGGACGAUGUAUAGGACGCUACCGGUGUAAUGUUUCGUGGGCUGUUCGGGACUGAGGAAGGGAAAAAAUUGUUUGAUGGAUGUGGAGAGGUCGGAGUGCUGGCAGCCGGGCAGGAUGGUGGCGGAGGAAGGCAAGACGCGCGCGACCGACUUCUCUAUCGCGGCGAUCAUGGCCCGCAGCGCCGCCGAGCCGAGGAGCCCCGUCGCGAGGUCGCCGCCACACACUGGAUCAGUAUCCCGACAAAGCUCGCCGGCGACGCUCAGUUCUCCUGCGUCUAGUUGCCGCUCGCCAAUCCCUGAUGAAGACGUGGAGGUAGAUGUGGAACAGUGCUCAGACGGCGAGCGAGACGACCACAUCGCCCCCUCACCUGCUCCUUCCUCUGAGUUGGGAGAACGAGAUACACCGUCUCCAGCGAGACCGCUCCCUCCAGCUACGUCAUGCAAUUGUGAAGAAUUGCUAACAGUUGAUUGUCAGCUCGAGACCAAGGAACUAUGGGACAAGUUCCACGAUCUUGGCACGGAGAUGAUCAUCACCAAAACUGGGAGACGAAUGUUUCCGACGGUGCGCGUGUCGUUCGCGGGGUGCCGAGCGGAGGCGCGGUACGCGGUGCUGCUGGACGUGGUGCCGGUGGACGGCAAGCGGUACCGCUACGCGUACCACCGCUCCUCGUGGCUGGUGGCGGGCAAGGCGGACCCACCCGCGCCCGCGCGCCUCUACCCGCACCCCGACUCGCCCUUCUCCGGCGACCAGCUGCGCAAGCAGGUCGUCUCCUUCGAGAAGGUCAAGCUCACCAACAACGAGAUGGAUAAGAAUGGACAGAUCGUCCUCAACUCCAUGCACCGAUACCAGCCGCGGAUCCAUCUGGUGAAGAUCAGGGAAGGCGCAGGUCCCAUCACGGACCUGUCGAGAGAGCAGCACAGAACCUUCGUGUUUCCUGAGACCGUGUUCACCGCAGUCACCGCUUACCAGAACCAACUCAUCACAAAGUUGAAGAUAGACUCCAAUCCCUUUGCGAAAGGGUUCAGAGACUCUUCGAGGCUAACGGAUUUCGAUAGAGAUCCAAUGGAGCUAAUGCUGAUGGAGCAACAGCUGUUGCGGUCACCGCUGAGGCUGUACGCUGGCGGGACCGGCUCCACUGGCAGCGACGAAGACGCGGAGAAACGAGCUGCCUGGGCGCGGACGCCGCCCGCGCUGCAGCUGCUGGCCCUGGGAGGCCGCGCCUGGCCCUCCGCGUGGCCGCAGCCGCUCUCCAUACCUCCAGACUUGUGGCUCCAAAAGCCCCCGGCCCCCCUCCGGUACUGCCCGUACCCGCCCCCGGCUCACCCCAGCGCGCAGUCUUCGCGACCGGACCAUGCGCCCUCUCCUCGACACCCCCUGUGAACUACCAUUCCAUUGACUAUAAGAAAUUAAAAUGUGCUGUGACAUAAACGGGCCACGUUCGUUAACUGGCGAAGUUAAUGUUGUUCCAUGACUUACUGCCAUUAACUUGGAAGAGUGAAACGCCCAUAAAGACUUACUUAAAUAUUUAAAGUGAAUUUUUAAAAUAGUACCUAAUAACAUAAUAGAGAAAUGUAUGUAUUAAUUAAUGUUAAGUUAGAAUUUAGAGUAUAAUUUGAAGGUUCCUACCCGAAGUGAAAUGAUUUGGAAUAUAAUGUAGAUUCAAAUUUGUAAUAGUUACCUGCAGUCUUGACGGAUGAAAUCAUAAAAUUAUUAUUAUUACUGUACUUUGUGUGUAGAGGUUACUGGCUAUUACAUUCAUAUUAAUCGGCGAUCAUUUCAAUUACCUGAAACUUGUACACCAAAGAAUUAACUUGUGACUUGUUAACUGUUUAAUGACGAUAUAAUAACAUUCCUAAAUAGCUUUAAACUUUGUACCUAAAUGAAUUAUUGAGGAAAUCGAUUUAAUGCUUUCAGGUGCAUUAUAAAUACCUUUGAUAUGAAUAUAAAUAUGCGACAUCUUUUCUAAAUUCCGUUUUUAUGACAUCACGCUGUUGCCUACUGGCAAAUCUCAUUUUGAAACGCAGUACUUAUAUAAAAAGUGGUUAUAAUUUUUAAAGAAUGAUCGAAUUUUAUUUUUGUACUUAAAUAAUUCAUAAGCAAGAAUAAUGGAAAUAAAAUAAGACAUUUUAAACAAUACGCAAGAAUAGAAUCUUCCGUGUAUAAAAAAUAUAUUUUGUAUUGUAUCAAUCAUGGUAAGCGAUCACACGAUAAAAAAUAUGUUUCUCAUUUAGUGUCCGUUGUGCUAAUUUCAUGACAUUAGUUCUAUGAAAAUUUUAAGACUUAAAUUUUUUAUAUUUUCUUUUAGCUUUUUUAAACCAAUAUUCCUCUCAAGAGCAGAUCAGUGAUAACACAUAACUAUAGUUAUAGUACGUAUUUUGUGUGUAUAUUGUAAUGUUAAACUAUUUAUAUACUUAUUCCACUUGGUAAGACAAUUUAAAAUGUAUGUAUUGUAUAGUGGUUGACUAAAUUAUUUUUGUAGGCUAAGCACUGUAAAUAGCAGGUCACUUAGAAGUUUGUAUUAAUAGGGAAUUAUUGAAGAAAUAUGUCGUAGUAGAAAAGCAUUAUAGGGUGCUGCUCAUUCUUUAAAAGUAUAUUAGUUUAUUAUCAUCCAAGUCUUUCCGAGGAAAUACCACAUACCACCAUCGAGGAAAUAUUAUAAUAAACGAAUUAUAAUUCGUUUAUUACAACAUGUGUUUCUAAGAACCGUGCUAGAAAUGUAUAUUUCUUACUAUUUUUUUUACUACGGUUCACUAAAAUGGCAAUACUUCAAUUGAAAUUCUAAUC